Porites evermanni is the source of this 8567-nucleotide messenger RNA. Lineage: Eukaryota; Metazoa; Cnidaria; Anthozoa; Scleractinia; Poritidae. The record is from the annotation of a GenBank genome assembly.
CUGCAAAAUAUUUUCGUUUUUUUUUAGCAUUGUUAAAAGUACUUCAUAGUUUUAUAAGUGAAUGAAACUGUUUACUUUUGUCUUUCGCCAGGAUAAGAGAAAGUUUUGAUUGAAAAAGCUAGGCUACCUUAGUUUCAUAGCAAGGGAAGGUGUAAUUCAUAUAAUGUUUUGCGUGGCUCAGUAAUGGAAUAACUCUUUCUAAGAUCUUCGUUGUGCCUCCUGCCUUUGCAUACCCCCGGUGUCUCCCUCUCCGAGGAAUUUAAUCUGCUAUAUGGCGCUUAUAUUAUUGGCUAUUAAGUUAAAGAUGAAUAAAGGGGUAAGGUUUCUAAAGAAACUGUGGUGUAGCGUCAGUGGAGUAGUGAAAUACAAAGAUUGUUUUUUUCAAAGGUUUAUAGAAAAGAUUGGCCAGCGUGGGGAAAUGAGAAGCUGGUAGUUUCGAGCACUAGCCCUCGUGAGAGCGAAUCAGAGGAUUAUGGUCGGUGAGAUGUCUACAAUUAGAGGUUUGUUUUUCCCGUUACAUGCUUUAGCACUUAUUGUACUCUUUGGAUGCAAAUUGCGACAUGGGAGUCACUGUCCGUCACCCGUCAGUGCUGCUCUAACAAUAAGGGGCAAGAUAUUAAUAUAAGGCUGACCAAGUGUGGUACGUUACUUCAAUUAUAAUAGCUGCAAAGAAUCAAGAGGGAUCAAUCAAAGUUGAUAUUACUUUGCAAUUACACAGUUUUGGUGUUGGUAUAGAUACAUGAAAACUUAUCAGGGGAUACCAAAUGGUGACUUUCCCCAAAUACUUCUUCUUUUUUGUUUUUUAUUCUGUAUCUAAAGUGCUUUUAAAGUUCUUACCAAAUUCAAUUUAAGAGGCCCUAUAAAAUAAAUCAUCUCGCCAAUUUGUUUUUCAUUUUUUCCCGGAACCUUAAUCCUUAAAAGCCGCUUGAGGUUUACGAAAUUGAAGUAUAGAUUUUUGACAACUCUUUCCUUCUCUUAGUAUUUAGUUAAAGUGAAACCGCAUGGAAGUUCACUAAAAAUUAAGGGAAAAUCUUAGAUGAAUGGAAAAGUCAUCUCGAAAUUUCUAGCCUUUUCUCGUCCGGUGGAAAUUUAGUCUAGGCAAUAUUUUCUUCUUCAAACACUAAGAUAUUUUGGAGAGAAAAAAUCAUUGCGUUCCCUUGACAUCAGCCCUGAGUUCUUGUAAAGCGUCCCCAGGUGUCUUUAGAUGUUCAGUAUAUUUUGUUUUCUAGAGCGCCUGAUGUAAAUGCCCUUUAUAUGAGGCACUGAAUAAAAAUCUAAGAUUGCGUAUUUCUUAAUCAGUAUAGACAGUGUUUCACGGGUGGAGCGCUCGUCCUUAAUCGGGCAGAAAAAAUUUGUGGAAGAAAAUGUAAAAAAAUUAAUUGCCUAGAAAACCUUUUUUUUACUAUCAGUUUCAUACGUUGAUCUCUACUUUAUUGUUUUUGCUGCUUUACAGAGUUGGAAUUAAAAAGCCUCCAUUACAACCCAUUUAGCCAAAUGUCCGGCGUGUUGUGAAGCAGAGACAACUAAAGAGUGAAUAAAGACGAAAACGGGAAGGGGAAAAUGUUUCUGUAUCCGUAUUUUCUUAGCUAUUAAGCUUAGAUUAAUUGUCAUGUCCACAAAUUUAACAUGAAAUUUUGUAGCGGCGGGAUGCUAGCGGCCAUCAGGGUGAAAAUGAGCGACGGUGAAAAAAAAAAGUGAACAAAAACACGUCCGUAAAACGUGUUACAUUUUCUCUAUAAAACUAGACGUUUCUGGAAGUAUCACGUUGAAGUCGUGUAAAACAACGGCAAAGAAAUGUACAAAAAAAGUGUGCUGCACGUGCAAAGUUUCUUUUUUGCUAAUUAGACCUAUUGUUGUUUUUUCACCGUUCUCGUUGCCUUCGCCUCUUGGCAUUACAUAGCCUGUGUAGCAACACCGCGGCAAAACGCACUGCGCAUGAGCACAUAAUUUAACAUCCGGUCAGCUUUUUAUUUCCGGUCUAGUAUAUAAACUAAUUGAGUAAGCAUAACAUUGCCGUCGCGCCAAGUUUGAAAGCAAAAAGGGAGAAACAGACAAAAAAGGGGGCGAGCAAAAUCACUUCAUUCGAUAGCUUAUAUAUUUUUCUAGUGUCAAACGUUUGCACCACAUGGUUAUCUGUUUGCACCAACGGUGAAAAUGAUGUUUGAAGUUUGCAGGUCGAGAGCGCUCGACAAGACGAAGUUGUUUUUACUGGCUUUCUUGCAUGCUACUGGUUUGGCAUAAGUUAAUUUGGGAGAAGGCGAUAACUAAGAAAAGAAUAGCAAUACUUAUGAAAAAGCCGUCAUAAUUAUCAUUAACACGAGAACCAGGAAAUAAAAUUUUAGUCUGUUGAACAAUUUUUUUAUUAUCAGACAAAACAAGAACUCAAAACAAAAGAUGUGCGGGAUUUAAUAACAACCUCGACUUUGAUGACUGCAGUCACGGACACCCGGAGCUUUCAGUACCGGGAAACUAAGCAUGUCUAUAAAUGACUUUCAUUCAAGAAAAUGCCUAUUUAAUUCUUUUACAUGUUUGUUCUUUGGUUGAAGACUUCAGUAAUUUCAGACUAUGCGGCUUGGCUGCAUCUCAUGCAAACACGAAACUUCCAGCUGCUAAAUACAUGGCAUGAAAAAUUCGACUUCUAAAAGCCCGGCCAUCGUACCAGCUUUCGCUCUCUGAUUCUGAGAAUUAAAAAAAAUACAUAGAGUGGUCAACUUACUGCCAACCUCAACAGUAUAAUUAAGCUUAUGUUUCAUGGCACUCAACUCAGAAGAGUUUCGUUUCAAAACACGGUAAAACUCACUGAUAAAUAAAACCAAAAAUCGAUUGUGUGUUGUCGUUUUCCAAAUAAAGCUCAAAUCGGCUUUAAGACAUAAAGACUGAGAAACUGAAGAACUGAAAAUUAGAACUACAAUAAACAAGCUGUUAAUUCUUUGUUCCAGGCUGAUGCGUUUCGGCUUAAGUAGUGAGAAAAACACCCUGAAGACGUUUUCAAGAAAGAUUCCUAAAAGUAUUCAGGAAACGCUCUAACUACUACAGUGACGACUAAAAAUUUGCCUCUAACUAGUGAAUGAUCAACUCUAGCAGGUGCAAUCUUCACACUAAACACUAGCUAAAUGAAAUAUUUGGCACUAAAACCAAAUCCCCUAUAUGGAAAAUUCACCAAAUUUUCUUCGGAAAAUCCAACGCCUUCUUCUAAGUAUCGGAGGUGUGGGUAUUUUUGGAAAAUACCAAACUAUAAAUAGUGUACUUAAAACUGCCCCGCUGUUUUUAAAUCCUUUUUAAUUAGUAAUUUUGGAUAAGAACCGACUUCAUUUUUUCAGGCUGAAUUGGUUCUAGAGGUUUCUUUCCGAUAAAGCAGAAAAUAUUCUUGUAUUAUUUAAAUUAAAGCUUAGGACAAUUGUACGGUCCAUAAGUAUUACGUGUACUUUUCAUGGAACUGUUAUUAGCAUUGAACAUUUGGCUUUACUCAGUGCUGUUUUUUUUCGUUUUGUUGGCUAGUUUUGCCGUUUAGUUAAAGGAACGUUUUAUCGAGUUAACUAUUAAAAAAGUUAAAAACACAUAUUAAUUGCAUUUUAUUAACAGAUUUUCAACACAAUUAUCAUUUUCAAAUCUCAGCCCUGGGUUUAUUCUUAAAAUUUCGAAAAUUCAGCCUCGAUAUUCUUAUAAAAUAUAUAAUCUUAUAGAAAAAAAAGUGUCAUUAUAUCAUUAACGGAUUCAGAAGAGCGUCAACUCCGACUUAUUGGAGCAGGUGUUCCAACUCCCUGGAGUCAGGUUACAGGAAACGUGCGAGGAAGUUAACCUUCCUUCAGAGCAGUGGAAUAAAGUCGACACCCGCACGAAAUUCACUGUUUUUUUUUUAUGCGGGUGUCUACUUAGUUUCUAGUGUGGAGUAUAUUCAGCCCGCGCCGGAAAUACAGCAUUCUUAAGACUCCACAAUACCGCAAAAGCCUCAGCAACUGAUUACUCACUCCCAUAGCAUAAGAAGCCCACAGACUAAGAAAAUAUCGCUUUGCUGUAAUUCAAGGUUACCGAAUAUGGUACUGUAACUAUAUCACAUAGCAAGUCAGUGCCCGAAAUACGCUACCGUCCACCUUAGAAAAGCGGAGAAUUAGUUCCUUCAAGACUUCUACAGAGUCCACGAAAUUCUCUUGAUAUACGUAAGUGUGAAGUAUUAUUGCAACGUUACAUCAUUCUGCUUAAUUUAUGUAAUUGUGGUCGCAGAAAUUAAGACUCAUCGUCAGACCAUGCGGCCUAAAAUAAAGAACUGUUUCUAUCAAGGAGCUAAUUAACUAACGUACUAAUCAGGCGUUCAACCGACAAAGCAUCUUUUCAUUCUGCAGUACUAGUUAUAAUGACAGAAGUAAUACGAUCUUGGUGGUUUUGUCUGAUUAGUUAAAUUUACUCCAAGCUAGGAAACACUGAGAGCUGCUUUCACUGAAACCAAAAUCAACAAAAUUCAUGAGUGCAGAGCAAAGAAGAAAAGAUAUGAAACUCUUAUCGGCAUUUCUUUUCGUGUCUUGCAUUUACGUUUUAAACGCACACGGGAUCGGGGAAAAGUUUAUAGAGCUACGAUUUGUUUUUCACGAUUCUCUCUACCUCAAAAUAACACCACUGGAAACUCUUCUUGUCGACGACAAGUUCGACUGUAGCUUUGCUUGUGUUCAUAACAAACUCUGUAUUUCCUUCAGCUUGGCAGAGACGUCAGCAGAAAAACUUUGGUGCGAGCUUCUUCCAUCUAGCAUCUAUAGAAACACUGGGGAAAUCGUUUUAAAUUUUAAAUUUGACCAUUACAGCAUACAGGUUAGUAGCAAACCUACGAUUACUUGAUGUAACCUAAUAUAUAUUUGCGCAUUUUUUACAACUUACGGUGAACACAGACAAGAAUGAAGCAAAGUUUUCUCUCUUGAAGUGAAGAUAUAAAAGAGCAAAACAAUUAAAGCGUUGAAAGCGGGUGUUAUUUUUAUUUUUUUAUUUUUACUGCAUUCUUCGAUUCAGUCACUUAACAUUUGUGUUUUUAGGUUUAUGUCUGGUUGUUCGAUUUCUAUAUAUUUUUUUGUUUCUUUCAAAUGUUAACCGGCAUUUUUUUGUAAUCCCGAAGAGCUUUCUAAAUACUAUUAGUAACUGACUGUUUUACUUAUUACUUCCACCAAAGAUGCAUUUGACUGGUAGAACAAACUAUACCAAGAAAUGACGCUUGAGAACUUCGAAAAAAGCUACUAACAGUCAAGGUUGUUGGUUGUAUUAAAAGGCCCUCGGAUUAAAGUGGUAGCAUUGAUAAUGAGGAAGUGCAGAACGUUUGUUUCCAUUAUAAUCACAAUCAUUGUGUUUUAAUGUAAUGAUUUUUUUCCUGCAGAAUCCUUGUACUAAUGUUCCUUGUAUGAACAAUGGGAUGUGCUCCCUGAUUUCGUUCAGAGAGGGAACGUAUAGUUGCACUUGUCUUCCUGGAUAUUUUGACGAUGAGUGUGGAAUCUGUAAGUUAACGUAGAAUUACUUCAAGUUAACAAAAGCACCUUUUCGAGAUAUGAACAAGCUAUUAAGAUUUAGUAAAAUCCAACUAGUGGUCUAUUAUCAAUGCUGCGUUCUGAUUGGUUGAGCUACUACUAGGCAUAUAUAUGUUACAGCCCACUUUAUCUCCUGGCGAAAAGCGCGAGCUUUUCGGCGGCAAAAAGGGAUUAAAGUCUAGCUGUAACUAGCUAACGGUUUUUUAUUCUCGAUAUUUUUGACCAACUAGUUGGAUUUUACUAAGACAAUUAUUCCUCUCGCCCUCAUGGCCUCUGAGUCAAUAGCCCUUUCGGCCUUCGGCCUCAUGGGCUAUUGACUCAGAGCCCAUUCGGGUUCGAGGAAUAAUUGUUAAAUAUUUACAACAACAACAACUAACAACCAGCUCAAAUUGUUAGAUACCCAAGCUUCUAGUUAGAGCUGUUCACCUCGGCUUUGUGUUGUAUGUGAAUACAAAAUAGCGGAACUCUUUUGCCUUUUUGUUAAUUCAGAUGCACCAGAGUGCCGGGACUAUAACGUCCUCAGUCAACCCAAUCGACACCAGUCUUUUGGCCGAGGCACUAACUCAGACAGCAAUCUUGUCCCUGGCUGGUAUCGCUUCCAAUCAAGUUCAUACUCAAGAAUGGUAGACAAUUGUAUUCAGGUCCACAGAUGCACUACAGAUAUAACUGGGUGGCUAAAAGGUGGCCACCCUACAUUUAAAGAUGGCAUCGUGGACAGGGAAGCUCUGCUUCCACGGAUGGCAAAACUGUUGUUAUAGGAUAGUUCAAAUACGCGUGAGGGAGUGUCAAGGGUUUUAUGUGUAUAAGUUAAACCCGUCACCUGAAGGCAGGUAUCGCUACUGUGCAAGAGGAUGAACGGUAUCAGGUCCUUUAAUAUGACUUGAGGAACUCUGGAUCGUAGAAAAGGGAUAUAAUGUCGAGGACGUUACGCGUGCGAAAACUACGCAUGUCGUUAAUAAUGCUACAGCAAUAAGGAAAUGAUUUAUCUUGACCUAGCUGAGGCCCUCAAUCCAGUUUCAACCUUAUCUCUCUCUCUCUCUUUUUUGUGCAAAAGAAUAUAGAUUAGAAGGAAUUAUUCUAGAUAUGUACUAGAUAUUUUUACAACCAGCUAUACACUAAGGUCAUCUUCAGAGACCCAGGGGCUGUUAGUCAGGUCGGGAGAAGCGGCGCGAAGAUAGUUUUCAAGCCGUGCUUGGUUACCAUCCUUAUACCGUUGUAUUGCUUCCUAUCUGCUGUUGGCAUGAUAUUUAUCAUUUAUUUUUUAUCUUUCCGGCUGGUACCGCUUCCAGUCAAGUUCAUACUCAAGAAGGCUAGACAAUUGUAUCCCGGUUCGCAAAUGCAACUCUGAUCUGACUGGGUGGCUGAAUGGCGAACAUCCCACCUUUGUAGAUAGUAUCGUGGGGAGGGAAGUUUGUUUCCACGGAUUAUUAAACUGUUGUUACUGGACAGUUCAGAUACGCGUUAGAGAGUGUCAGGGUUACUAUGUGUAUGAGUUAAACCUGUCACCGACAGAAAGGUUCAGCCGCCAUUGUGCAAGCGCGUGAACGUUACGUUACCGGGCGCUUUAAGCAUACGUCAAGAUUCGAUUAACAGGCAGCAGCACGCGUUAAUAAAAAAAAAACUGCUUCAUGAACUGAUGUCAUUGGAAAUAAAAGCCGAAAAGGGCAACGAGUUAUUUUCUUGCCCAAGAGCUCAAUUCAGUACGCCCGCAUAUGCGUUGAAAUACUAUCCCGUGGGUUACUCCACUCAGUCUGUCCCGAUAUUAGAUAGUUGUAAUCAUGUAACAAAGUAAGGUGCGCUACUUGGGGAACCCUAAGUCGUAUGUAUAAACAAUACAAAAGAGACUGAUUUUUGUCUAAGACACUGCUAACAAACAGCAUGCGCUGGUAAAAGACCGUGUCAAGCAGCUGUCAUUGUAAAUACAACAAAAAUGGACAACGAGUUAUUUAACCCGCAUAUGCGUUGUGUGGCACUAAGAGAGGGGUGGCUAAGUCUGUCGCCCUUAACCUUAACAAUACAAGAUAAACAUACUGACGUUCAACUAGAAUCUUAAUCAAAAUGGUUGUAUAACUGGAUCAGUACUAACACACCUACAAUCUUGAAAAAAAUGUUGAGAAAAAUGGACGAUACUACGUCUAGUUUCAAGAUAAAGCUUGAAAGCACUGGCAAUUACAAAUACUCAACCCUUCCCCCCCCCACCCCCCCCACAAAAAAAAAAACAUUGUUGAAGCCCGGCUGGAUCAUUUCUGAUCCCGAAUAAACAAAUUUGACCAGGGUGGGGCGGGGGGAGGGGCCAUAGUGGUACCAAUACACGGCAUUCAUGUAAAACAGGCUUUAAUUUAGUUUACUUUUCCUUAAUAGUUAGCAAUAUUUUAAAUUAUAGAAUAUUAAUCUGUAUACAUAGUUUCGCAUUUAAGUUGUAGCUUUAUAUUAAAUUGUUAAUGCCUGAUGUAUUUACCGUGUUUUUAAAUAAAGAUGAUGAUGAUGAUGAUGACCCCGUUGGGCGGCACAUACACGUAUAGCUAAUGUAUGGGAGUACCCACCCCCCCACCUCCCCCCGGGUAGCUAGCAGUAGAAAAUCUAGCAGAACUCAAUUAGACAUUCAAUUUUGGUCCAUAGUUUUAUCAUCACUUGCCUUUUUUUAAUUCAGAUGCACCACAGUGCCGAGACUAUACGGUUCUUACUGAACCUAAUCGACAGCAGUCCUUUGGCUAUGGUAGUAACUCAGACAACAGACUCGUCCCCGGCUCGUACCGCUUCCAGUCAAGUUCAUAUUCAAGAAUGGUAGACAAUUGUAUCCCCGUUCGCAAAUGCAGCUCUGAUCUGACUGGGUGGCUGAAUGGCGAACAUCCCACCUUUGAAGAUAGUAUCGUGAGGAGGGAAGUUUGUUUCCACGGAUUAUUAAACUGUUGUUAUAGGACAGUUCAGAUACGCGUUAGAGAGUGUCAGCGUUACUAUGUCUAUGAGUUAAACCCGUCACCUACCGAAAGGUUCAGCCGCUAUUGUGCAAGCGCGCGAACGUUCUCGGGCGCUUUAAGCAUACUUCAAGAUUCGAUUAACGGACAG